AAGUGGGGGUGCAGGGCUGUUGACAGCCUCCCACCGUAUUCUGGCCGGAGCUCGGGUCCAGGACCCGGCGCAGGACACCGGGCGGCCAAAGUUUUAUUUCCGAUUUGGUGGCGUGCUGAGACCGCAGCCUGGCGGGGGCGAGUCUGCGUGGGGGCGAGUCUGCGUGCGUGCGCGCGCGCACCUAGGAAUCCAAAGCUGCACAAGUCUCCGUCUGGCGCCCGCGGGAGAGGCUGGGAGACCCGCGCCCCGUGGGGGUGGCUGCGCCCACCCGGCUGCCAUCGUCUCCGCGGGAGAGCCUUCCUUUUCAGUUACCUGGGUUCAGUUUCAAAUUGGAAUCUCCUGUAGUACUGACUGCAACCUAAUUUCCAAGAUUUUUAUGUCAGAGGUAGAUCAAAAGGACUAUACUUUCAGGUGUUUAUUGAAAAACAAGACCUGGAAAGAACCAAGAGAACCAGAGAAACUUGCUUCAGGAAGGAGAGCUUAGGAUGCCACCUUAGCCUAAUUUGAAUUAAGAGAAAUCAAAUUGUUUGGAAAUAUUUCCUUGACACAGGCCCCACGGCUGAACACUAUAGAUUUUUCGGAAGUUUCUUAAUUUUUGCUUCAUGUAUUUUGAGGUUUUGAAAGAAUACCUCAAGUUGGACUCAAAGGCAAGAACUUUGAAGUGGAAAAGGGUUAUACAUUAUUUCUGUGGAUGCUAAUUGUCUAAAUUUCUGUAGCCAUGGCACAAGACUAUAAGAAAGCAUGGGAUUAUAGCAACCACAGAGUCCCAGUAAUACAAGUUCCAUUCAGUUUUUUCUGAAAGAAAGCCAUCUAUUAAAGUGAAGCAAAGGAACGAUUGUGGAUUAUAAUGUUCUGAAGAUCUGGAUUUUCAGAAGCUUGAAAAUAAGGCAUCGUUUAACCUUCUAAAUGAAAAAGAGUAAGAUCUCAUGCAACUGCUGUAUUUGCUGGAAACCGUUCUCCGAAAGGGAAGCGCACAUUUAGAGCUGGAGAUGAUGGUCCUUUCCGCAGGGAUUUAGGUCUGACCGCUUUCCCAUCAUGACCAGCUUGAAACGGUCGCAGACGGAGAGGCCUAUUGCCACGGACAGGGCCUCGGUGGUGGGCACCGAUGGCCCUCCCAAAGUCCACACUGACGACUUCUACAUGCGGCGCUUCCGGUCCCAGAACGGCAGCCUGGGAUCCUCGGUCAUGGCUCCGGUAGGGCCCCCCCGCAGCGAAGGUCCUCACCAUAUCACCUCGACCCCCGGAGUCCCAAAGAUGGGGGUCAGGGCUAGGAUCGCAGAUUGGCCCCCACGGAAGGAAAACGUCAAAGAAUCUAGCCGUUCAAGUCAGGAAAUAGAAACCUCAAGUUGCCUUGAGAGCAUGUCCUCCAAAAGCAGUCCCGUGAGUCAGGGAAGUUCUGUUAGCCUCAAUUCCAGUGACUCAGCCAUGCUGAAAAGCAUACAGAACACGCUGAAAAGCAAGACGAGACCAUUGGAGAGCAUGGACUCCAGAUUCCUCAUGCCUGAAGCCUACCCCGGCUCCCCCAGAAAGGCUCUUCGCAGAAUUCGGCAGCGGAGCAACAGCGACAUCACCAUAAGUGAACUUGACGUGGAUAGCUUCGAUGAAUGUAUCUCACCCACCUACAAGACUGGGCCCUCCCUGCACAGGGAGUAUGGUAGCACCUCUUCAAUCGAUAAGCAGGGAACAUCUGGAGAGAGCUUCUUUGACUUGUUAAAGGGCUACAAAGAUGACAAAUCCGACCGAGGCCCAACUCCAACCAAGCUCAGUGACUUUCUCAUCGCAGGUGGGGGCAAGGGUUCUGGUUUCUCUUUGGAUGUUAUAGAUGGGCCCAUCACACAAAGAGACAACCUCAGGCUCUUCAAGGAAAGGGAAAAACCACUUAAGCGACGGUCCAAGUCUGAAACUGGAGACUCAUCCAUUUUUCGUAAAUUACGCAAUGCCAAAGGUGAUGAACUUGGGAAAUCAUCAGAUCUUGAAGAUAACCGGUCAGAAGACUCCGUCAGACCUUGGACGUGUCCAAAGUGCUUUGCCCACUACGAUGUCCAGAGUAUAUUAUUUGACUUGAAUGAGGCGAUCAUGAACAGGCACAAUGUUAUUAAGAGGAGAAACACCACCACGGGGGCUUCGGCAGCUGCUGUAGCGUCCUUGGUUUCAGGACCUUUGUCCCACUCAGCCAGUUUUAACUCCCCGAUGGGCAGCACGGAGGACCUGAAUUCCAAAGGCAGCCUCGGCAUGGACCAGGGAGAUGAUAAAAGCAAUGAGCUUGUAAUGAGCUGUCCGUAUUUUCGGAAUGAGAUAGGUGGAGAAGGUGAAAGGAAAAUCAGCCUGUCGAAGUCAAACUCUGGCUCCUUUAGUGGGUGUGAAAGUGCCUCCUUUGAGUCUGCACUCAGCUCCCAUUGCACAAACGCAGGAGUGGCAGUGCUUGAAGUGCCCAAGGAGAACCUGGUGUUGCAUCUGGACCGCGUGAAACGGUACAUCGUGGAGCACGUGGACCUCGGCGCCUACUAUUACAGGAAAUUCUUCUAUCAGAAGGAACACUGGAACUAUUUUGGGGCUGAUGAGAAUCUUGGUCCAGUGGCUGUGAGCAUUCGAAGGGAAAAACCAGAAGAAAUGAAAGAAAAUGGAUCUCCUUACAACUACCGAAUAAUAUUUAGAACUAGUGAGCUCAUGACACUGAGAGGUUCGGUCCUGGAGGAUGCCAUACCCUCAACAGCAAAGCACUCGACAGCCCGGGGGCUGCCCCUGAAAGAAGUGCUGGAGCACGUGAUCCCGGAGCUCAAUAUCCAGUGCCUGCGGCUGGCCUUCAACACUCCCAAAGUCACAGAGCAGCUCAUGAAACUGGAUGAACAAGGGCUUAACUAUCAGCAGAAAGUCGGCAUCAUGUACUGCAAAGCUGGACAGAGCACAGAGGAAGAGAUGUACAACAAUGAAUCAGCCGGCCCGGCCUUUGAGGAAUUCCUUCAGCUGUUGGGAGAACGCGUUCGGCUCAAAGGAUUUGAGAAGUAUCGUGCACAGCUUGACACCAAAACUGACUCCACUGGAACCCAUUCUCUGUACACAACAUACAAAGACUAUGAAAUUAUGUUCCAUGUUUCUACCAUGCUGCCAUACACACCUAACAACAAGCAACAGCUCCUACGGAAGCGGCACAUUGGAAAUGAUAUUGUAACAAUUGUUUUCCAAGAGCCUGGAGCACAGCCAUUCAGCCCAAAAAACAUCCGCUCCCACUUUCAGCACGUUUUCGUCAUCGUCAGGGUUCACAACCCCUGCACGGACAGUGUCUGCUACAGUGUGGCCGUCACCAGGUCCAGAGAUGUGCCUUCCUUUGGACCUCCCAUCCCCAAAGGGGUCACUUUCCCUAAGUCAAAUGUGUUCAGGGACUUCCUUCUGGCCAAAGUGAUAAAUGCAGAAAACGCUGCUCACAAAUCAGAAAAGUUCCGGGCCAUGGCGACUCGGACGCGCCAGGAAUACCUGAAGGAUCUGGCCGAAAAGAAUGUCACCAAUACCUCUAUUGACCCCUCUGGCAAAUUCCCGUUCAUCUCUCUGGCCUCCAAGAAGAAGGAAAAGUCUAAGCCGUACCCAGGAGCUGAGCUGAGCAGCAUGGGGGCCAUUGUGUGGGCCAUCCGCGCUAAGGACUACACCAACGCUAUGGAAAUAGACUGCCUUCUCGGGGUCUCCAAUGAGUUCAUCGUCCUCAUCGAACAGGAAACAAAGAGCGUGGUUUUCAACUGCUCCUGCAGAGACGUGAUAGGGUGGACUUCAACUGACACCAGCCUCAAAAUCUUCUAUGAGCGAGGAGAAUGUGUCUCGGUAGAGAGUUUCACUAACAAUGAGGAUAUCAAGGAGAUUGUCAGAAGGCUGCAGUUUGUGUCAAAAGGCUGUGAGUCCGUGGAGAUGACUCUGCGAAGGAAUGGGCUAGGGCAGCUUGGCUUCCAUGUCAACUAUGAGGGCAUCGUGGCGGACGUGGAGCCCUACGGCUACGCCUGGCAGGCAGGGCUGAGGCAAGGCAGCCGGCUGGUGGAGAUCUGCAAGGUGGCGGUGGCCACUCUGAGCCACGAGCAGAUGAUCGAUCUCCUGAGGACGUCCGUCACGGUGAAGGUCGUCAUUAUCCCCCCGCAUGAUGACUGCACCCCACGGAGGAGUUGCUCGGAAACCUACCGCAUGCCAGUGAUGGAGUACAAAAUGAACGAGGGGGUUUCAUACGAGUUCAAGUUUCCCUUCCGAAACAACAACAAGUGGCAGAGGAACGCCAGCAAGGGGCCUCACGGUCCUCAAGUCCCAGCCCAGGUGCAGAGCCCCAUGACCUCGAGGCUGAAUGCAGGGAAAGGAGACGGGAAGAUGCCUCCUCCCGAGAGAGCCGCCAACAUUCCACGCAGCAUCUCCAGUGACGGGCGCCCCCUGGAGCGGCGGCUGUCUCCUGGUUCGGACAUCUACGUGACGGUCUCGUCCAUGGCUUUAGCGAGAUCCCAGCAGUGCCGUAACUCCCCCAGCAACCUGUCUUCGUCCAGCGAGACUGGCUCUGGCGGGGGCACAUACAGGCAGAAAUCCAUGCCUGAAGGGUUUGGAGUCAGCCGCAGAUCCCCAGCCUCCAUUGACAGGCAGAACACCCAGGCAGAUCUUGGUGGCAGCGGAAAAUCCACACCCAGCUGGCAAAGAAGUGAGGAUAGCAUUGCCGACCAGAUGGCUUACAGUUAUAGAGGACCUCAGGAUUUCAAUUCUUUUUUCCUCGAGCAGCAUGAAUAUACAGAGCCGACGUGCCACCUCCCAGCAGUAUCGAAGGUACUGCCCACGUUCCGAGAGAGCCCCAGUGGGAGGCUGAUGCGGCAGGAUCCAGUGGUUCACUUGUCUCCGAACAAACAGGGGCAUCCUGACAGCCACUACUCGAGCCACUCCAGCAGCAACACCCUCUCCAGCAACGCGUCCAGCGCCCACAGUGACGAGAAAUGGUAUGACGGGGACCGCACUGAGUCCGAGCUCAACAGCUACAACUAUCUGCAGGGCACCUCUGCCGACAGCGGCAUCGACACCACCUCCUACGGCCCCAGCCACGGCAGCAGCGCCUCCCUGGGGGCCGCCACGGCCUCGCCUCGCUCGGGGCCCAGCAAGGAGAAAGUGGCCCCCCUGUGGCACAGUUCCAGCGAGGUCAUCUCCAUGGUGGAUCGGACGUUAGAGGCUGAGAGCCACGGCCUGGACCGGAAAGCAGAGUCCUCCCUGAGCCUGGACAUCCACAGCAAGAGCCAGGCCGGCUCCAGCCCUCUGACCCGGGAGAGCAGCACUUUCAGCAUCAACGAUGCUGCUUCCCACACGAGCACCAUGAGCUCCCGCCACUCUGCCAGCCCUGUCGUCUUCACCAGUGCCCGGAGCUCCCCUAAGGAAGAGCUUCAUCCGGCCGCCUCCUCCUCGCAGCUCGCACCCUCCUUCUCCUCUUCCUCAUCCUCCUCGUCUGGUCCUAGGACUUUCUACCCUCGCCAGGGCGCAACCAGCAAGUACCUGAUUGGAUGGAAAAAACCCGAAGGAACCAUAAAUUCUGUGGGAUUUAUGGACACAAGAAAGCGUCAUCAGAGUGAUGGCAAUGAAAUAGCCCACGCCAGGCUGCGGGCCUCCACCAGGGACCUCCGAGCAUCUCCCAAGCCAGCCUCCAAGUCCACCAUUGAGGAGGAUCUCAAGAAACUCAUCGACCUUGAAAGCCCAACUCCCGAAUCCCAGAAGAACUUUAAGUUCCAUGCGCUCUCCUCGCCUCAGUCUCCUUUCCCCCACACCCCCACCUCAAGGCGGGCCUUGCAUAGGACGCUGUCGGAUGAGAGCAUCUACAGCAGCCAGAGGGAGCACUUCUUCACCUCGAGGGCCUCACUUCUGGACCAAGCCCUGCCCAACGACGUCCUCUUCAGUAGCACGUACCCUUCUCUCCCCAAGUCCCUUCCACUGCGGAGGCCUUCCUACACCUUGGGAAUGAAGUCACUGCAUGGAGAGUUCUCCGCCUCGGACAGCUCCCUCACCGACGUCCAGGAGGCCCGCAGGCCCAUGCCCGACCCUGGCCUCAUGCCCCUGCCCGACGCUGCUGCCGAUUUGGAUUGGUCCAACUUGGUGGAUGCCGCCAAGGCCUAUGAGGUCCAGAGAGCCUCCUUCUUUGCUGCUAGUGAUGAAAACCAUCGCCCCUUGAGUGCUGCAUCCAACAGCGACCAGCUUGAGGACCAGGCCCUGGUCCAGAUGAAGUCCUACAGCAGGUGGGUCACCCAGAGCAGUAAGGACUCCUCUCCCACUCUGGCCUCUAAGGUGGACCAGCUGGAGGGGAUGCUGAAGAUGCUUCGGGAAGACCUGAAGAAGGAAAAAGAAGACAAAGCCCACCUUCAGGCAGAAGUCCAGCACCUGCGCGAGGACAACCUGAGGCUGCAGGAGGAGUCCCAGAACGCCUCCGACAAGCUGAAGAAGUUCACCGAGUGGGUCUUCAACACCAUCGACAUGAGCUAGGGCAGGCAGGCCGGAGCGGCCGCAGCCUCCGGAGGCUGUGCAGGCCCUGGUCAUGCCACUGGGCGUUCCCAGACUCCCUGCUCAGCUUCCUACCUACUCGGCCCACUUUUGGGGGUACACACACACACACACAAAACAAUUGCAGAUCAACAAUCAUUGUCUGCCUUUUGUAGAAAAGAAAAACAAAAAAGUAAAAAUUUUAAAAAGUAAAAUAAAGUUUAACUGCUAAAAUGUGAAUGUCUUUAUUUUUUUGCACAAUAUCUUUAUCUGUUAUGUAUUUAAAAAGAAACUGGGCCUACGACAAGGUUCCCCGGCUUAUCUGCCUCUAUUUCCUUCAGCUCUUUCUUAACUGUUUCAGGUAACCCCAGCAACCCAGGCUGCCCCUCAUUAUCCUGACGAAUGUCAUUGUUCCUAGGAAAGUAAAAGGUUUUAAAAAUUGUGUAUUUGGGGAAGGGGUUUCCUUACCUGCAUUCCUAAAAUGCCGGGGAGGGAGGGCCUGCCUCUGCUGCUGGCUUGUGCAGGAGCCUGUGCUGUUGGUUCCUGUCCUGCAGAGACUGGCAAGACAGGGUUAUUAUCCCAUAGCAAAGCCCUACCGAGAGAGGCAGCCUUGCCUGCAGGCCACGCCCCUCAGGUCCUGCCUUGUGCCCUCAUUCCCUUCCUUUCCGGGGGAGAUGGCCCCAGGUGCUGUGUGCUCCUUUCAGCGAGAGCCCUCGGUUUGGCUUAAGUGAAUCCCACCCAAUUGGAAUCGGCCUCCCUGCAGCUUCCGGGCUCCAAACACUGAUUGAUUUCAGAAUUCUUUCAUCUUGCAAUAUUAUCUGUAGCAUUUUGGCCAAAAGUAUCGUGUUGGAGAUUUUUAAACGAUGAAAAAGGCAGCAAAAUUGUAUUUUUGGCUCACUCAAAAUGACCAUAUUAAAAAAUUAAUAAACCCUUGUCUCCAAAGCAAGAUUUCACCAGUAUUUGAAACUAGGAAAAGCGGAUGUUAAGUUGUGAAUUUUAGUACUUGCUUCUUAGGAGCAAUGACUGUGAUGGUGGAAUGGGCUUCUGAAACCUGCAUGUCCCAGUGUGCACCCGAAGCACGGCGUUUUCUGCAUCCUCUGCGGCCGUCAAAGGGUUCUGCUGCAGAAACGGCCCCUGUGCUCCUUCUCCUGCCUCGUGAUGCAGCUGCUUGGGGCCGCUGUUCCAAGGCCCUGGGCCCCGCAGAGCACACACACUGGGCCCAGCAGUGUUGACCCCAGGGGAGCCCCUGGCGGCCCUGUUUCUAGCCUUCAUAAUUGUCAGAAAGCUGACACCUGUGCCCUUUCAGGGGGAACGUGCAGCGAGCUAGUGUCAUCUGCUUGGGCGUUCCCUGCCCCAAGGAACCCCGACUCAUUCCUCACUCCAGCCCUGAAAGAAACAGGGUGGGUUUUCCUCUCUCCUCCCCGAUCCCCAGCCCCAGACUUUUAUGCUACAGUUUCAUUCAUAAUUGUGAUUUCUCCAUGGGAUUAUUUUUUUUUCUGGUGACAUUUCUAUUAUGGAAAUGGGAAGAUUUCAGAGUGCUCUGUAAAGAUCUCAAUCGUCUCUGGCGUCUGUGAAGGAGAUUGUACAUUGCCUGAUAUCUCUUUAUCAAUGAGAAAUGUCACUAGCAUUUAAGCAUUCUGAAGGCUUGCUUAUCCGCCUGAGUUUAGUUUUUACUUUGUUUUACAUUUUGUUUGGGGACUUGGGGCAAGCUAUUUAUUAGAGUUUUGCAACAGAGUUCUUGUUUGAAGCCUUUAAAGACUACUUGUAAAAGUCCAACAAUAAAAUUCAUUUUAAACGCUCUUGUAAAA
Messenger RNA from Myotis myotis, 8273 nucleotides. RefSeq names its product signal induced proliferation associated 1 like 1 (gene SIPA1L1). The record is from RefSeq and is a predicted model, not a curated record. NCBI's taxonomy places the organism in Eukaryota, Metazoa, Chordata, Mammalia, Chiroptera, Vespertilionidae. The transcript has 27 exons. The coding region runs from base 1036 to 6468 and encodes 1810 amino acids. Gene Ontology annotation, biological process: regulation of small GTPase mediated signal transduction; activation of GTPase activity. Gene Ontology annotation, molecular function: GTPase activator activity; protein binding. Gene Ontology annotation, cellular component: cytoplasm.